AUGAUUAAAUUCCAUAAUUCGGACCUAUGGAUUGCUUGGCUGGUUUUAUUUUGCAUGGAAGUGAGCGUGAGGGCGUUGGAUGUCACAGUGACCCAGAGCAGCAUCCAGGUAGCCCGCGGCCAGGCGGCCAUCUUGCCCUGCUCCUUCUCCACCAGCGCUGCCCUCAACAACCUCAACAUUAUCUGGAUGGUCAUCCCGCUGUCCAAUGCCAACCAGCCCGAACAGGUGAUCAUCUACCAAGGUGGCCAAGUGUUCAGUCUCGCCAACCACUUAAAUGGCCGGGUGGGUUUUGUGGCCACCAUGCCCAGCACAAGUGCCUCUAUCUUCAUCAACAACACCCAGCUGUCAGACACGGGGACAUACCAGUGCCUGGUCAACAACCUCCCCGACAGAGGGGGGCGCAACAUCGGGGUCAUCGGCCUCACCGUGCUGGUGCCCCCCUCGGUGCCUGCAUGCCGUAUCCAGGGCACACUGGACGUGGGCGCUGACAUCAUGCUGAUGUGCAGCAGCGAGGAGGGGAUCCCCACGCCCAUCUACGCCUGGGAGAAGCUGGAGUCGCUGCCCAAGCUGCCCCACACCGCCAUGCAAGACCAGAUGCAAGGGACCGUAACACUGAGGAACAUCAGUACCAGUACCUCUGGUCUGUACCAGUGUACAGCCUCCAACGCCAUCGCCAAGAGCACCUGUCUACUCAACCUGCAGGUUGUGGCACCCCAGCCCCAGAGUGUGGGUCUUAUAGCUGGCACCAUCGCCACGGGCGUGUUGGCAGUCAUCAUCUGCUCCCUACUGGUGCUGGUGACACUCUUCUACUGGAAGAACAAGAACACAUACGAGGAGGAGGAGAUACCCAACGAGAUCAGAGAGGACGACCUGCCCCCUAAGAGGUCGUCGUCAGUGAAAGCGUUUCACGCCGACGCCUCAUCCUCGGAGAACGACACCCUGACGUCCACCAACACCUACAACAGCCGCUAUUGGCACAACCCCAAGCCCAACUACGACACCAACUCCUACACCCGCUGCAACGGCGACACGCGCCAGACGUUCCCUACGGGGCAGGCGGGUCGCACAGGUCAAACAGGGGGACAUGCAGCUCACACAGGACACGGGACACUGGCGCCGCCGGGCUCCGCCCCCCUGGCAUGUCAGGCCUACUCUAAUGGUAGCCACACCCUCCCCCCGCACAAGACUCUGGUGGUCACCACCAACUCCGCCCCCUCCCCGCCCACCAUGGUGCGCAGCAAUGGCUCGGUCAGCCUGAAGCCCGUGACGGUGGCAUCGCACGGCGGGUACACGCACUCGUACGCCGUAAGCCAGGCCACGCUGGAGCGCAUGGGCGCCGUGCCCGUCUUGGUGCCAGCCCAGAGCAGAGGAGGCUCUCUGGUCUAA
Salvelinus namaycush (lake trout) is the source of this 1386-nucleotide messenger RNA. RefSeq names its product immunoglobulin superfamily member 11-like. Lineage: Eukaryota; Metazoa; Chordata; Actinopteri; Salmoniformes; Salmonidae. Gene Ontology annotation, molecular function: ionotropic glutamate receptor binding. Gene Ontology annotation, biological process: homophilic cell-cell adhesion. The record is from RefSeq and is a predicted model, not a curated record. The transcript has 7 exons. Gene Ontology annotation, cellular component: cell-cell junction. Bases 1 to 1386 code for a protein of 461 amino acids.